This is a messenger RNA of Linum trigynum, 1587 nucleotides long. The record is from the annotation of a GenBank genome assembly. NCBI's taxonomy places the organism in Eukaryota, Viridiplantae, Streptophyta, Magnoliopsida, Malpighiales, Linaceae.
AUGGUGGCAGCGGCUAUUGGGCAGGUGCUAGAAUCUGGCAUUUUCGCUUGCAAGGAGUCGGGGGAGCGAUUUAUCAAAGUUCCCACUGUCGUCGACUUUGCCAAACCUCUUCGAUCUCAACUAAUGGCGACUAGCAACGAGACUGGCUGCUUUUGUGUGAACUUGAAGUAUGAGUAUCUCCCUAGCUUCUGUUAUCACUGCGGUCGAGUGGGGCACGCCCGACGUGAUUGUACUUUUGCUCCGCCCAAUAGGAAGGAGCGCUUCGGCCCACAUAUGUCGACAAAAAAGCUUGGACGAAAGAUCUAUGAGGAAGAGGACGAAUCCAUGAGAAACAGGGGCCCUCGGCAAACGGUUUGGGUCAAUCGCCUGAUCAAUGGUCCUGCUAAUAAUGAUCGUACAUAUAUUCGUGGCCGUGAGGCAGAGCGGCAGGGGGCUGUGCAAAAAGCUGAGGUCAUUCCUCAGCUGGAUAGGGAAGAAUCAGGUCCUUCAAGUAACCCGACUGGUAUCCAAGACGAGAGAAAAGUCCCGAACAAGAAGGCAAGCCCGAGAGGUUUUGCCAUUAACAAACCAGCACGGAUCCAGAUUGGGGGUAGAAGAUUGAACCGCCAAGGCAAGUUGCAGGAGGGUGAUUUGGUUGUCGAUCGCAAUCUCUCUGAUGAUCAUACUUCUGGUCCACCUGAGCUACAUGGCUGCGCUACCGGCGUUCUCGCCCAGGCUCGGCGUCGUCGUCUCAUCCUCGAGACUGACGAUGAGGAUGAUGCCCUGGAUAUCGAUAAUGCCAAUAGUCCCAUCCAAAAAGAAAGACCACAGGCUGGGCUUAAACAAAACCCAGCGGGGGAAAAGGCGUCUGGCCAGGGUUUAUGCCCAACAAAUGAUUGUAGGCCCAAUCAGGAGGGAGGCCGUCCAGCAGCGGACAGUGGGCCUAGUCAGGAGAUUGGUGCGGCCCCUCCUUUGAAGCGCCCAACUAAUCGUUUGCAAAAAUUGGCCCAUCCUGUGAAGAAGGGGAAUAGGCGGAAAGCCCAGACUAAUGUGGGGGACUCCUCCCACCGUAAAGGCGGCCCGAAGAGGGGGAGCAAAGCUGGGUCGGAGCAGGCUAAGCCUGUGGGAUGUUCAGCCCUGGAUGGGCAGGCCCUGGCCUCGGUCCCUAGUGCUGAAGUAGUGAAGGCCCUUGUUUCGGCGGACUCAGAUUUUGAGGAGGAAGCCCAAUGCUUUGAAAUCAAAAAGAGGCUUCCUGCUCAUCUAAAAGAACCUAAUACUACCACAAGGGGGCAUGUUAGCCAGGUUGUGGUCGCGUUUGAAGCUGGACUUACCAUUAAUUCUGGGGCUCAGGCCAUCCUGCAGGAGCGUAUGAGCAAUGGUAGUCCGAUUCGAAAUGAACAGGUUAUGCUUCAAGAGUUUGACUCUAAGCUGGAUGAAUAUGGGUCGAAUUUAAUGAACCCAGAUAUUGGGACGCGAAAGCGCCCUUUCGAGGCGGUUGAGGGCGUUAUGGGGGAUGCACCGUCGCCAAAGAAACAAUUUGUUGAAGUUGCUGAAAAUCUGGAUCAGGUGGAGGAAGCCAGCCUAAAAUGGCCCCAGUCCGAUAAAUGA